Molecule: messenger RNA, 1074 nt
Organism: Phytophthora nicotianae INRA-310
Lineage: Eukaryota; Oomycota; Peronosporomycetes; Peronosporales; Peronosporaceae
Exons: 1
Coding region: 1-963 (320 amino acids)
Molecular function (GO): heme binding; monooxygenase activity; oxidoreductase activity, acting on paired donors, with incorporation or reduction of molecular oxygen
Source: RefSeq, a predicted model, not a curated record
AUGGGAUGUCUUGAUUCAGACGAAGAGCACCCAUUCCAGAAAGCGUUCGACCGUGCUCAACGUGCCCUUCGCUUCCGCUUCACGCGACCAGGUUGGUUCUGGAAGACUCAACGUUGGUUAGGCCUUGGUGUCGAGGGACAGCUUCGACGUGACAUUGAAGUGAUCGAUAAGACUGUACUGGAGAUUGUGGAGAAGGCCCUAGCACAGCGAGCUAACCAUGGGGGUGAAGUGAAGAAUGGAGGUGACAUCGUGUCUCUUUUCCUUGAUCGAGUCAGCAAUACUCCAGGCGCCAAAGAUCGUGAAUUUAAUCCCAACUACUUGCGCAAUAUCGUCGUCAACUUCCUUAUUGCUGGGCGUGACACCACCGCCCAAGCACUUAGCUGGUUCUUCUUUAACAUUUCGAAAAAUCCUCGCGUGGAAGCUUCUAUUCGAAAGGAGAUCGCGGACAAACUACCAACGUAUAAAGUUGAUGGAUUUCCUACCAUGCAGGAUGUGAGUCAGCUCGCGUAUCUCGAAGCUGCACUGAAGGAGACGCUGCGUCUUCAUCCAUCCGUUCCUGUUGAACCCAAGCAAACACUGGAAGACACGACGCUCUCCGAUGGAACUUUUGUUCCCGCUGGUUCAGCAAUUGGUCUAGCAACGUACGCUAUGGCUCGAAUGCCGAAAGUGUGGGGACCAGACGCCGAAGAAUUCAAGCCAGAACGGUGGAUUGACUCAACCUCCGGUAAACUCCUCGCUGUCUCGGCUUACAAGUUUGCGUCGUUUAAUGCUGGUCCUCGUAUGUGCCUUGGUAUGAACUUGGCUAUGCUCGAGAUGAAGUUGGUUAUCGUUGGACUACUGAGUAGGUUUCACAUCGAGGUACUGAACCCGGAGGACGUGACGUACGACUUGUCCCUGACGCUGCCUGUUAAGGGCGCUCUCAACGUCAAAGUCUCUCGCCAUCGCUGGCCUGCGCAUGCUUAAGAACCUCUGCACAUAAGGUAAGUAUCAAGAGUGAUCAAUGUUUGUACUGUGUAUCAAGUAAGUCCUUAGGUGAGUGUGUUAGGUAUCUUACAAUAAUUGAGUUUCGCCAUA